Messenger RNA from Chrysoperla carnea, 1888 nucleotides. RefSeq names its product T-complex protein 1 subunit delta (gene CCT4). Lineage: Eukaryota; Metazoa; Arthropoda; Insecta; Neuroptera; Chrysopidae. Gene Ontology annotation, molecular function: ATP hydrolysis activity; ATP-dependent protein folding chaperone; ATP binding. Gene Ontology annotation, cellular component: chaperonin-containing T-complex. The record is from RefSeq and is a predicted model, not a curated record. Gene Ontology annotation, biological process: protein folding. Bases 137 to 1741 code for a protein of 534 amino acids. The transcript is spliced from 7 exons.
GGACAUCUUUAGUAUUAAACCAGUACUAGCACGACAAGACAAUUCAUUUCUGGAAUAAUUUAACAAAUAAAUAAAAAAUCUUAAAUCAUCCAUUUUAAAAAUAUUGUGAAAGUGAAAUAUAAAUAAAUCAAUCAAAAUGACAAUAUCUGCUGCAUCUGGAGAUUUUAAAAAGCCAACAGUUCAAGCUUACAAAGAUAAAAGUAAACCGGCUGAUAUUCGAGCUAGUAAUAUCAAUGCUGCAAAAGCUGUCAGUGAUGCAAUUCGAACAAGUUUGGGACCCCGUGGGAUGGAUAAAAUGAUUCAAGCAAGUAAUGGCGAAGUUACGAUCACAAAUGAUGGAGCUACCAUUCUUAAACAAAUGAAUGUUAUGCAUCCUGCAGCAAAAAUGUUGGUUGAAUUAUCUCGUGCACAAGAUGUAGAAGCUGGUGAUGGAACCACAUCCGUUGUAGUCGUUGCUGGUGCAUUCUUAGAAGCCGCUGAAAAAUUAUUACAUCGUGGAAUUCAUCCAACAGCAAUAUCUGAUGCAUUCCAACGUGCAUCCACUAAAGCUGUAGAAAUAUUAACAGAAAUGUCCAAACCAAUUGAAUUAACCGACCGUGAAAAUUUAAUAAAAAGUGCAUCAACAUCAUUAAAUUCAAAAGUUGUCUCACAACAAUCAAGUUUAUUGGCACCGUUAGCUGUGAACGCUGUUUUAAAAGUAACGGAUCCUGCACGGGAGUUAAAUGUUGAUUUAAAGGAUAUUAAAGUUAUACAAAAGUUGGGAGGCACUGUUGAAGAUACGGAAUUAAUUGAAGGUUUAGUAUUCACACAAAAAUCAGCGAAUGUUAAUGGUCCAAAACGUAUUGAGAAAGCAAAUAUUGGUCUUAUUCAGUUUUGCAUUUCUCCACCAAAAACUGAUAUGGAUCACAAUGUGAUAGUCUCUGAUUAUGCAGCAAUGGAUCGUGUCUUAAAAGAAGAACGUGCUUAUAUUUUGAAUAUUGUAAAACAAAUCAAAAAGACUGGAUGCAAUGUACUUUUAAUUCAAAAAUCUAUUUUAAGGGAUGCAAUCAGUGAUUUAGCAAUUCAUUUCCUGGAUAAAAUUAAAGUAAUGGUUGUUAAAGAUGUUGAACGUGAAGACAUUGAUUUUGUUUGUAAAACAUUAAAUUGUCGUCCAAUUGCCAGUUUAGAUCAUUUCGUUGCAGAAAACUUAUCACAUGCAGCUUUAGUCGAAGAAACACAAACUGGUACAAGUCGUUUCGUUAAAAUAACCGGUAUUCAGAAUCCAGGUCGUACUGUAACCGUUGUAGUUCGUGGAUCAAAUAAAUUAGUAUUAGAAGAAGCUGCACGAUCUUUACAUGAUGCAUUAUGUGUUAUACGAUGCUUGGUAAAGAAACGUGCUUUAAUUGCUGGCGGUGGAGCACCCGAAAUUGAACUUGCAAUACGUCUUGCAAAUCAUGCACAAACAUUAGAAGGUGUUGAUGCGUAUUGUUGUCGUGCAUAUGCUGAAGCAUUAGAAGUAAUUCCAUCAACUUUAGCUGAAAAUGCUGGUUUAAAUCCAAUACAAACUGUUACGGAAUUACGUAAUAGACAUGCUGGGGGUGAAAUAACAGCUGGUAUUAAUGUGCGUAAGGGUGCUAUUACAAAUAUUUUAGAGGAAAAUGUUGUACAACCGUUGUUAGUUUCAAUCAGUGCUAUUACUUUAGCAACUGAAACUGUUCGAAGUAUUCUCAAAAUUGAUGAUAUUGUAAACACCAUGAAUUGAAUGGAAAAUUAAACAAAAUCAUUAAUUAACAUAAAUUUAAGUGCGCUUCUUUAAUUUAUACAUUUUUGUGCAUUCAUUUCACACAUAAUAAAUAAAUAAUGCUUUAAUAAAUUUCAAAUUUGUAUUGUUGUCUUUAAUAAAUUGUAU